Messenger RNA from Onthophagus taurus, 4060 nucleotides. Lineage: Eukaryota; Metazoa; Arthropoda; Insecta; Coleoptera; Scarabaeidae. The record is from RefSeq and is a predicted model, not a curated record.
AUGUUUCUUUGCAAAGUGUGUAACGGUGCGUUUACCUUAAAACACAAUCUUACCCGACAUAUACGUUUGAAACACGGUGAUGUGCGGGAAUCGAACUUUAAAUGCAGUAUCUGCGAAAAAGUUUAUUCAAGAUCCGACAAAUUGAAACACCAUCAAAGAAGCGUACAUGGACUAGAUGUUCCACGUUAUGUUGCGCCGCCGCCGUCGCCGCCGCCACCACUACCACCAUCUUUACAAAGUACAUCGGUCGGUCCGGUUGAACAGACGUCAUUGCGUCAUCCGCCUAAACAACAACCCUCCAACCCUUCAUCAAGUACGUCGGCGGAGCCUGUUCAACAUGUGUCAUCAACAUCAUCACGUCCUUCACCUAAGCAGCGGCAACCCUCCAACUUAUGUCCAAUUUGCGGUGUUGACUUUAUAUCUACCACUCACCUACGGACUCAUCUAAGAUUGGAACAUGCGACCCCGGUCGAAGGUGAAGAUAACGUCGAUAGAUUGGAAUCAUGUUUUAAAGGUAGAGUUUGCACCUAUAGAGUCGCAGACGUGUUGGUCGAUGAUGAUAUAUCAUCGUUCCUAACAAGAUCAGAAGGAGCUGUUAAACGAAUGAUUGAGGUUAGUUUAGAUCGCUGUGGUCCCUCUAUAAAGGUUCAGAUUGAGUUUUUUGCGAAUUAUGUUAAAGCCGCGUAUGAUGAAAAUGGGGAUGAAGACGUAUUAAUGUCCGAGAAAAAUUUUAAUUGUAAAUUUCAAGUUGUUUCGGUGGGUACGGAUUUGCAUGAGGUGUAUGUUGGGAUGUGUAGGGAAAUUUUAGCUCAAAGCGAAGAAUUUCAAGAACGCGACUCUGGGUGGGCCUUCUUCUCCGUAUCUCACCUCCUGCUUAAUAUUAAUAAAUUUGAACCUAUACCCGGGUCAUCGUAUAUACGUUUACCUCAGGUAAUUGUUGAAAAACAUGCGUGCGUAAAUAUUAAAAACUAUGAGGACGAUGCUUGUUUAGCGUGGUGUUUGACGGCGGCUCUUCAUCCUACCAACCACCAUCAAGAUCGUACUACAAGCUACCCUCAUUAUAGUCAAGUACUUAAUUUGCGCGGAAUUACAUUUCCAAUAACUUUAAAAGAUAUCAUUAAUGUAGAAAAAUUAAAUAAUUUAAGUAUUAAUGUUUACGAAUUGAUAAGUAGUAGUAGUAGUAGUGGUAAAUACACGGUGGAAGGGCCAAUUUAUUUUACCAAACAAAGACGCGAUAAUCAUAUAAAUUUGCUUUAUCUAUACGAUAACGGGAAGGGACAUUUCGUUUUAAUUAAAAAUCUUUCAAGGCUAAUAUCGAGUCAAGUCACGCGCCGCGAACAUUCUAUACACCUUUGUGAUGGAUGUUUAACGCGGUUUUCAUCGGCAGACAAGUUACUCGCACAUCAGACUUAUGAUUGUAAUCAUGUGAUGACCGUUUUACCUACGGCCGAUUUAAAAUCUAAACAAAACUUUUUCGGUUUAAAAACUCCACAAAAUAUUUUAGAAUUUAACAAUUAUAAAUUCGCUCAGAUGGCUCCCUUUGUCAUCUACGCCGACUUUGAAUCGCUUUUAAAACCGAUCGAUUAUUGUAAACAGAGUAGCGCUAAAUCUUUUACGGAAAAAAUUGAGGAACAUCAACCGUACAGUUUUGCUUAUUACAUUGUUUCCAAUAUUGAUAGCAGUUUAAAUAAAUUUGAAACGUAUACGGGACCGGAUGCGCCUAAAAUUUUUAUCUCUAAAUUAAUUGAUGAUGUUAAAUUACUUUACAACAAGUACUUUAAAACUGUAAAACCAAUGAUACCUUUAACGGCCGAUGAGCAACGGCAUUUCGAAUCGGCUGAAAAUUGUAUUAUUUGUCAAAAUCCUUUUACUUCAAACCAGGUUAAGGUUCGUGAUCAUUGUCAUAUUAGCGGCAAAUACCGAGGUCCCACCCAUUCAAAUUGUAAUCUAAAUUUCAAACUUCAAAAUUUUAUUCCGAUAUUUUUUCAUAACUUUAGUGGGUAUGAUUGUCAUUUAUUUAUUAAAGAAAUGGGUGAUGCAGACAAAGAUGGACUUGAUGUGUUACCUAAUAAUAAAGAGAGAUGCAUUAGUUUUAGUAAAAGAGUGUUUGUUGAUAAGGUAAUUAGCGAAGACAAAUCUGUUGAAAAUGUUUUCUUUAAAUUAAGAUUUGUUGAUUCAUUUCGGUUCAUGGCAUCUUCAUUAGAUUCUUUAGCAGGUAACCUUAAUGAGUUUGAUUUUAUUCACGUGCGUAAAUUUUACCCACACAAUGAUUAUUUUAAAUUGUUGACCAAAAAGGGAAUCUUUCCCUACGCCUUUAUGUCAUCAUUUGAUAGGCUUAAUGCCACAUCCUUACCCCCUAAAGAGGCAUUUUUUAAUAAUUUAAAUUUAGAGGGAAUAUCUGAUGAGCAAUAUACCCAUGCCCAAACUGUUUGGAAGAAAUUUAAUUGUCAUACUUUUAAGGAUUAUUCCGAUUUAUACUUAAAGACCGAUGUUCUUCUAUUAGCUGAUGUAUUUGAGAAAUUUAGACGAGUAUGUUUCAAAACGUACGGUUUAGAUCCCGCGCAUUAUUAUACGGCACCGGGGUUAUCUUGGGAUGCUAUGCUAAAAUUUACGAAAAUUAAAUUGGAAUUGUUGACGGAUAUUGAUCAAGUUCAUUUCGUUAAAAAAGGUAUCCGUGGGGGCAUUUCACAAUGCUCUCUACGUCAUGCUAAAGCAAACAAUAAAUAUAUGGAAAAUUAUGAUGCUAAUUCACCUUCAAAAUUUUUAAUGUAUUGGGACGCUAAUAAUUUGUAUGGGUGGGCAAUGUCUCAAUUUAUCCCCGUUUCCGACUUUAAAUGGUUGACUGAAAACGAAAUUCAAAAUUUAGAUUUUAAUAAUACAGCCGAUGAUUACGAUUUCGGAUAUAUUUUAGAUGUGGAUAUUGCGUAUCCCGAACACUUGCACAACCUGCAUAAUGAUCUACCUUUCUUAGCCGAAAAUUUAAUCCCCCCUAACUGUAAAUGUGAGAGCGAUAAACGAUUAAUUCCAAAUUUAUUUGAUAAGACAAAUUAUGUAAUUCAUUACAGAAAUUUAAAACAAGCCGUUGCACACGGAUUAAUUAUAAGUAAAGUAAAUAGAGUUUUAUCGUUUAAACAAUCCCCUUGGUUAAAGUCAUAUAUAGAUAAAAAUACAGAGUUACGUCAAUCGGCUAAAAAUGAUUUUGAAAAGGAUUUUUUUAAAUUAAUGAACAACGCCGUUUUCGGUAAAACCAUGGAAAAUGUUGAUAAGCGAGUCGACGUCCGCUUAGUAACCAGUUGGGACGAUAUCAGGUCUGACAAAACCGCAGGUAGACCUAGACUUGGAGCUCGGAGUUUAAUCGCUAAAUUAAAUUUUAAAAGUGUUAAAGUAUUCACAGAAACGUUUUCGGCAAUUCAAAUGGAGCGUCUUCAUAUCGUUUACGAUAAACCUCUAUACGUUGGUUUUACAGUUUUAGAACUCUCAAAAUUAUUAAUGUACGAUUUUUAUUAUGAUUUUUUAAAACCUAAAUACGGCGAGGACGUUCAGUUGUGUUACAUGGAUACCGACAGUUUCACCGUACUAAUUAAGUCUGACGAUGUGUAUAACGAUGUUAAAUUAAAUUUAGAUAAAUUUGAUACAUCUAACUACAGUCCCGAUAAUCGGUUUGACAUCCCCUUGCAAAAUAAAGCGGUUUUAGGUAAGAUGAAGGAUGAAAAUUGCGGAAACGUAAUGGUCGAAUUUAUUGGCUUAAGAUCGAAGGUGUACGCAAAUCGGGUUGCUGAUGGGCGGGUUACUAAAAAAUCUAAAGGUAUUAGGAAAGCUGUGGUUAAACAAAAGCUUUCAUUUCAAAAUUAUUUCGACUGUUUACAUUCAAAUUCCGUAUUGUGUAGAGAAUAGUUAUUAUUUAGAAGUUUUAACCACACGGUUUUACCGUUUUACAAAACAAAUUGGCCUUUUCCCCACAUGAUUCAAAGCGAUGUAUCGAUGCCGAUGGUAUUAAAACAUUGGCUUGGGGUCAUUUUACAACUAUUUCGAAUAACGUUUAAAUAUAUUUAAGUAGGUU